UCAGAGACUAUGGAGCUGUGGAAGCAGCUGAGGCAGGCUGGACUGGUGCCCCCAGGGCUGGGCCCACCCCCGCGGGCCCUGAGGGUGGUGCCCCCAGUGAAGAGGGUGGAUCAGACCCUCAUGUUCCCAGGGGCUGACACUGGAGGUGCCAGGGAGAGUCUGCUGUGGCUCUGGAAGGAGCUGGUGAACCUCCGCCUAGUGGAUGUCCAGCUGCUGGGCCAGCUAUGCAGCCUGGGCUUGGAGAUGGGGGCACUUCAGGAGGAACUGAUCACCUUCCUGGAAGAGGAGGAGGACAGAGAGCUGGAAGGGAAGCAGGAGGGGGCCUGCGGUCCAGCCCCAGGUCACCGCCUCCCCGACUUUGAAAUGACUAUCUGAGGCCCUGCUGCUGUGCUUUUAGACCCAUGAAUAGUAUGCAAAUUUAUGCCAAGAAGAUGGGGAGAUUUGCAGGUCAAAUCAACCUGCAAACGUCGAUUUGGCAUUGGCACGCGCUCCUUGAGCAAGUGCUUUCUCUGAAAAUGUCGGAGAUUAGAUUGAGGGGUGGGCCGCUGAGCUGCGGGCAUGUUUGCCCGGGAUGUGGGAGGCUUGCAGAGAAACUCUAGGUGUAUUUGCAGAUGUGCUGCAGGUGUGUUGCAGGGGAGGCGUGGGUCUUUGCAAAUAUGAUGGAGAUGUGUGCAGAUGGCUAUUAAGUGCUUGAAAAGUGGCUAGGUCUGACUGAGGUGUGCUGUACGUGUAAAAUACACGCUGAAUUUCCAAGUUGGGUGUGAUAAAAAGAAUAGACAACAUUUCAAUAAUCGUAAAAAUUAAUUACAUUUUGAAAUGAUAAUAUUUGAAAUGAUAAUAUUCUGGGAUAAAUAAAAAUGUGACUAAAGCUAAUUUCACCUGUUUGUAAACUCUUACUGUGGUAAAAUACAUAUAACAUAAAAGUUACCAUUUUGACUA
Messenger RNA from Delphinapterus leucas (beluga whale), 939 nucleotides. It is a transcript of the gene ERICH4, whose product is annotated as glutamate rich 4. The record is from RefSeq and is a predicted model, not a curated record. Lineage: Eukaryota; Metazoa; Chordata; Mammalia; Artiodactyla; Monodontidae.